AUGGCUCCGAAGUCUAUCGUUUGCCUCAUUCUCAGCUGUGCUCUCUUAGGAGGCUAUGCUAGUAUGGGUACGUCAUACCGUCACGGCCUCUUCGACGCUGUUCGGGACUGCAUCACAAACGCAAAGUCGCCUGACGGAAGCUCGCUAUGUCCUUUGGACAUGUCAGACUCAAUCUCUCGGCAACUCACGGGCUACCAGUCAAUUGACGAGCCGGUAAUGCUUCUCUUGGAGUUCUUCGCUCAAGGGCUCAAGAAGCAUCCCGAUAGCAAGGGCAUGGACCUUGAGGCUCUUCUGGCAUUUGUGUACUUGGCGGCACAGUUCUGUGGUGCUUGGUAUCUCAUAGCUCUUGAAGGACUGAGAUUUGGCAACCGUGGAACAAUUCUGAGCUGGACUGGAAGUUUCGGUAUCGUCUUUCAAUCCGUCACAAUAACAAUCAUCGCUCCGAUCUAUCUGACCCUACAACUCCUCCUCUCACCGACGAUUCCUCAACAAGCAUAUCUACUGGCCGACCCGUGCGACCUGAGCCUGCUCCCGAUAUCCACAAUCGUAUCCUACGUUGUACCGACCAUUGGUCUCUGUUUGCCGCUGAUCUUUGAUGUCUCGAGGGAAGCCAAGUUCAUCGCCGUGGCUCUCUGGCAGCCUUUCCCUCUGUAUCAAACUGCCAUUCAGCGAGUAUCCCGCUUGGUCUGCUGGUCUCGCAGGGGCAAGGCCAACAACACCGCACAUAUUGAUCCGAGAGCGUGUAGGAAGGCUAUGAAUCGCGCAUAUCGCUUCAUCACGACACUGACAGUUGGAAUACAUUUGGCUGUGUUUGGGACAAUUCUCGCUUCUUCCAUGGACCUCACAGCCAACGUUUCUGGACAUCAUAUCCUCGCCCUCACGUCAUUGACAAAUCCACCGACUCUCGCUUUACUCAACCCGCCCGUUUCAGCGAUGGACUCGAGAGAGAUCGUGGUCUCGUUCCUGCGAUGGGAUGUAUAUUGCACCUGCCUUGCAAUGGCCAUAUGGACCGGUUACCAACUCUAUUCGGCACAAAGAGCCCCCAGCCGAGUGGUCAUCUGCUUCAACACGAUCUGGUGGACGAUUCUGGGCGGACCGAUCUACCCCGCGUUGAGGCAUCUCUGGGAAAGAGAUGCCAUGGUGCUGGAUCGUAUGGAGCUUUUCAGCUCGUCACUGAAGAUUGAGUAA
Molecule: messenger RNA, 1188 nt
Organism: Fusarium redolens
Lineage: Eukaryota; Fungi; Ascomycota; Sordariomycetes; Hypocreales; Nectriaceae
Exons: 2
Coding region: 1-1188 (395 amino acids)
Source: RefSeq, a predicted model, not a curated record